GAGUAUUAAUUCUAUGCAGUAAAAGAGAAUGAUAAUUAUAUUCGUAAUGAAUAUGUAUUACAAAAUAUGUUUUGUCAAAUUGUGCAGAGAGGAAUAACAUCUAAGAUAACAUUCAUAUUUUCCUUCUGAUAACACAUCAUGACAAAUAAUUUAAUGUAGUAGUGAAUUUAACGGUAAGAUAUGCAGAAGUCCAGAAGAGCGGUUUUUAUUUUAAAUCAAAUCUUUGCCAAUAAUUAUACCAAUUUUAAUAAUAAUGCUAACUUGUUUCGUUUGGAACGUAAUGGAAUAUUUUUUAAAAGGAACUUCUUUUUGGCAAGAACAGUAAAUGCUUUAGUUCAAUUUAAUUUAACAGAUAUAGGGGAGGGUAUCACUGAAGUUGUCGUAAAGGAGUGGUUUGUUAAGGAGGGUGAACAAGUAUCUCAAUUUGAUAAUAUUUGUGAAGUUCAAAGUGAUAAAGCUUCUGUUACUAUUACAAGUCGAUAUGAUGGAAUUAUUAAAAAAUUACAUUAUCAAGUAGAUGACACUGCUUAUGUGGGAAAACCAUUAAUUGAUAUAGAGACAAAAGAGGAAAUAAAUAAUGAAGAGAGAACAAAAAAAGUGAAUCCUCUGGAAGUAAAACAAAAUGUUAACACGAAUUUAAUUUCAGAAUCAACUGUUCAAACCGAACAAUUACAGAAUAGCACAGUGCUGUCUUUGCCUUCUGUGAGGAGAUUAGCCAAAGAAAAAAAUGUUGAUUUGUUAAAAGUGAUCCCAACCGGCAAGGGAGGUAGAAUAUUAAAAGAAGAUGUUUUAAAAUAUAUUGGAGUUCAAACUGUGUCCAAAAAUGAAAAAGAAAAAAUUAUUCCACUAACAGGUUUUCAACCAGCUAUGUUUAAAGCGAUGACUGCUGCUCUGAAAAUUCCGCACUUGGUGUAUUGCGAAGAAAUUACCGCUACAAAGUUAUUAGAAGUUUUAAAACUAACUAAAAGGGAAUAUGAAGAAUCGAAAAUAAAAGUAACAUUAACGGCGUUUUUAAUUAAAGCUGUUUCAAAUGCUUUACAAAAAUAUCCGAUUUUAAACGCCUCCAUAAACGAAGACUUCAAAUCCCUUACUAUUAAACAUUACCAUAAUAUAGGAGUAGCUAUGGACACAGCCCAAGGUUUGGGCGUUCCAGUAAUAAAAGAAGUUGAAAAUAAAGAUAUAAAAACGAUAGCUCUAGAAUUGGAAAAACUGUCUAAGUCUGGCAAAAAAGGGAGUUUUAGUAAAGAAGACCUAAGUGACGGAACAUUCUCUCUAUCAAAUAUAGGAUCGAUUGGUGGAACUUAUGCAAGUCCAGUAAUUUUACCUCCACAAUUAGGAAUUGUUGCAUUCGGCACAGUAAAGGUGCUACCAAGAUUUAAUGACAAAAUGGAGGUAGUAAAAGAGUCAGUUUUGUGGAUUAGCGCUUCCGCUGAUCAUAGGGUAAUUGAUGGAGCAACGAUAGCUCGUUUUGUAGAGACUAUAAAAAGGGAAAUUGAAAGCCCACAAGGUUUAAUUGCAGUUUGAAAUGUUAUCUUUAAGAAAAUCAGAUCUUUGAAAUUAAUUAAAUGAACAUUGCAAUUUAUGAUUGUUUAUGUAUCAAAGGAUGAUUGAAAUCAAGUUUUCUUAAGUUAUUUAUAGAGGGAAUUAAAAAUGAUGCAAUAGAUGAAUUUAAAAAGU
Agrilus planipennis (emerald ash borer) is the source of this 1677-nucleotide messenger RNA. It is a transcript of the gene Dbct, whose product is annotated as lipoamide acyltransferase component of branched-chain alpha-keto acid dehydrogenase complex, mitochondrial. NCBI's taxonomy places the organism in Eukaryota, Metazoa, Arthropoda, Insecta, Coleoptera, Buprestidae. The record is from RefSeq and is a predicted model, not a curated record. Bases 181 to 1524 code for a protein of 447 amino acids. Gene Ontology annotation, molecular function: acetyltransferase activity; lipoic acid binding. Gene Ontology annotation, cellular component: cytoplasm; mitochondrion. The transcript has 8 exons.